UUUAAAACCCGUAAGCAGGAACUAUCGAAGCUACAAGGAUGUCUGUUGUGGGGUACAAGGGUAGUCAUUCCAGCCACUCUUCGUGUACCCAUCCUGAAGGUGCUUCACGAGGGCCACCCGGGCAUCGUAAGGAUGAAGGCUCUGGCCCGCAGUUACGUUUGGUGGCCCGGCAUGGAUGCCCAAAUCGCCAGCUGGGUAAGCUCAUGCCAACCUUGCCAAGAAACCAGGGCUGCCCCACCAGCUGCCACGCCCACCAAGUGGGAGAGUACUAGUGCCCCUUGGUCUCGCCUGCACAUCGACCUGGCUGGACCGGUGCAUGGCAGGACCUUCUUGGUGGUAGUGGACUCCUACUCCAAAUGGAUAGACUUGGCCCUGCUACCCUCGACUACCACUCAAGCAAUAGUUAAGGCUCUGACCCGCUUAUUCGCUACCCACGGACUCCCUGACACGCUGGUGUCUGACAAUGGCCCGCAGUUCACGUCAUGUGAGUUCAGUAUGUACGUUGCUAACUUGGGCAUCAGACACAUACUUACAGCCCCCUUUCACCCCGCUAGCAACGGGAUGGCU
Molecule: messenger RNA, 567 nt
Organism: Pseudonaja textilis
Lineage: Eukaryota; Metazoa; Chordata; Lepidosauria; Squamata; Elapidae
Source: RefSeq, a predicted model, not a curated record